UCGCUUGGUUCUUGUUCUGUGUUCUCCUGUGCUACGCUCACCGACUGUUUGACCAACUGUGUUAUUGCUGCUGCUUGCCUGCUCUACUGCCGGCUCUUAUUAUUAUUAUUAUGCACACCAACUAUUUGGUUGGUCUUCCCGAAUAAUCUGUCUCUUGCUACAUUAAGCUCUUCUGCUCUUGGAAAUGGCAGCACCAAAGCCCAUUUCCAGGCUUAUUUCUCACGUCAUUCUUGAUCUGGAUGGCACCCUCUUGAAUACAGAUUGCGUCGUAAGCCAAGUGCUGAAACCAUUUCUUGUAAAAAAUGGGAAAAAGUGGGACAGUAAGAAAGCUCACAAAUUUAUUGGGAAGACACCUUCUGAAGCUGCAGCAGUUGUUUUAGAAGAUUACGGACUCCCUUACUCCACCGAAGAGUUCCUUUCUUUGAUAAAUCCAAUGUUCAGCGAGCAAUGGGGCAAUAUAAAAGCUCUUCCUGGAGCUAAUCGGUUAAUAAAACAUUUGAAGAGUAACAGGGUACCAACUGCUGUAGCUUCCAACUCUUCAAGAUCAAACAUUGAUUCCAAAAUUUCCUGCCAUCAAGGAUGGAAAGAGUAUUUCUCCGCAAUUGUUGGUGCAGAUGAAGUAGAGAAAGGAAAGCCAUCACCAGACAUAUUUUUGGAAGCUGCAAAAAGAAUGAACGCUGACCCUUCGAACUGCCUAGUAAUUGAGGAUUCCUUGCCAGGUGUUUCUGCUGGUAAAGCUGCAGGAAUGCAUGUCAUAGCUGUACCUUCAGUACCCAAAAGGACUGAUGAAUUCAGCUCUGCUGAUGAGAUUAUCAAUUCCCUCCUUGACUUAAGGCCUGAAAAGUGGGGUUUGCCACCCUUCAAUGAUUGGAUUGAAGGUACCUUGGCAGUAGAACCAUGGUUUAUUGGUGGACCUGUGAUCAAAGGUUUUGGCCGUGGUUCUAAAGUACUAGGAAUACCAACAGCGAACUUACCGGCAGAAAACUUUUCCGACAUACUGUCAGAGCAUACAUCAGGUGUGUACUUUGGCUGGGCUGGACUUUCAACGCGAGGUGUAUAUAAGAUGGUCAUGAGCAUUGGCUGGAACCCUUAUUUUGACAACACAGAGAAGACCAUUGAACCAUGGUUGCUUCAUGGUUUUGAUGAGGACUUUUAUGGAGAGGAGCUGCGCCUUGCUAUUGUUGGGUACAUCCGACCUGAGGCCAACUUUCCAUCGCUUGAGAGCUUGAUAGAGAGGAUUCAUGAGGAUGGGAGAAUAGCAGAGAAAGCCCUAGAUUUACCAGAAUAUGCCAAGUACAAAGACUCGCCAUAUUUGAUAAACCCUUUGCAGCAGGGCACAACUGUUAAUGGGAACGAGGCAGAGUAAGAGUUCAAGUGACCCUUGAGGUGCCUAGAGAGAGGCUUCCGCACAUUAUUCUAUCUUUUUGAGAACUUUAUCAGAACUUUUGCUGAUUAACACCCAGCAGUGGUAGUAUUCUACCGCCUAAAACCUGGAGCUUCAUAUUUUAUAAUUUAUACAACGAGAACUGUGAAGAUGGUACCUUCUCUGUUGAGUUUGUAAAGUUCACCAUCUUCGCAGGUUGUUACUUCAUAA
This is a messenger RNA of Lolium rigidum, 1594 nucleotides long. Its product is annotated as bifunctional riboflavin kinase/FMN phosphatase-like. Bases 185 to 1366 code for a protein of 393 amino acids. The record is from RefSeq and is a predicted model, not a curated record. The transcript is spliced from 11 exons. Lineage: Eukaryota; Viridiplantae; Streptophyta; Magnoliopsida; Poales; Poaceae. Gene Ontology annotation, molecular function: riboflavin kinase activity. Gene Ontology annotation, biological process: riboflavin biosynthetic process; FMN biosynthetic process.